Molecule: messenger RNA, 1019 nt
Organism: Pistacia vera
Lineage: Eukaryota; Viridiplantae; Streptophyta; Magnoliopsida; Sapindales; Anacardiaceae
Product: N-terminal acetyltransferase B complex catalytic subunit NAA20
Exons: 6
Coding region: 200-724 (174 amino acids)
Biological process (GO): N-terminal peptidyl-methionine acetylation
Cellular component (GO): NatB complex
Molecular function (GO): protein-N-terminal amino-acid acetyltransferase activity
Source: RefSeq, a predicted model, not a curated record
CCGACCCGAACCCGCUUAUCCAGCUUCUCUUUUAACUCUACCUUGGGACAAUCCCGGCGCCAAAACCCUCGAGCGAAAUUUGCAUAAACAGGUGUUGAAUUUUAAACACAACCGACCCGAGCCCGCUUAUCCGGCUUCUCUUUUAACUCCACCUUGGAACAAUCCAGGAUUCCAUUUACGAACUUCACCUACCUUCAAGAUGACGACGAUUCGCAGAUUUUGCUGCAACGAUCUUCUCCGAUUCACUUCGGUUAAUCUUGACCAUCUUACUGAAACCUUCAAUAUGUCAUUCUAUAUGACCUACUUGGCGAGAUGGCCCGACUAUUUUCACGUCGCUGAAGGCCCCGGUAACCGAAUCAUGGGUUACAUUAUGGGAAAAGUUGAAGGACAAGGCGAGUCUUGGCAUGGUCAUGUUACUGCAGUAACUGUUGCUCCAGAAUACCGCAGGCAGCAACUGGCUAAGAAACUGAUGAAUCUGCUGGAAGACGUCAGUGACAAGAUCGAUAAUGCUUAUUUUGUGGAUCUUUUUGUGAGAGCUUCAAACACACCAGCCAUAAAGAUGUAUGAAAAACUUGGCUAUGUAAUAUAUAGACGGGUUCUACGCUAUUACUCAGGGGAGGAAGAUGGUUUAGAUAUGAGGAAAGCGUUAUCUCGUGACACUGAAAAGAAAUCCAUCAUCCCCCUCAAAAGGCCAGUUACACCUGAUGAAUUGGAGUAUGAUUAGCUGCGCUACCCAUGAUGAUUUUGCCUUCUGAACUUGAUGAUGCUUUAGCAUGUGCUUGUGACUUAUGGAGAUGCGGAGGUUAGGCAUAUUGUAGACUCUAAAGUUUGUGCAUGUCAAAUGUGAGAUUUGAGGUUGUAUUUUUUCACAAUGACUUGCAACACCAAGAUAUGUUCCUAUUUUCUAAUGGUUUCAAAGUUAAUCCUGCUUUGUUUGAAAGUUUGGUUUUUUUUCUUUGGUAGAAUUCUUGGGUGACAUGCAUAUUCUUUGCUGUACUAUAUGAAAUUUUCUUUUGGCA